This is a messenger RNA of Trichobilharzia regenti, 1200 nucleotides long. NCBI's taxonomy places the organism in Eukaryota, Metazoa, Platyhelminthes, Trematoda, Strigeidida, Schistosomatidae. The record is from the annotation of a GenBank genome assembly.
CUUCUGAUUGGUGAAAGUUGUCGUUGUCAAGGUCAUUUUCCUUAUCACUAGGUUGUUUCUGUUUGGGCUACUACAGUUUAGAGUCACCCACUAUUUCAUGUAGCGGACGCGGCACAAUCAAUAUUUUACUAAAUAACGUACAAAAGUGGUAACUACCUCGUUCGGAGUUAAUUAAAUAAAUGACUGCCAGUGAGUCACAAAGAUUAUUGAAUGAAGUGAUCACCACACUUGGGUGGACAAACGAAUUCAUCUCGAAUGCUUCAAGGUAUAAACAAUGCUAUUAUGAAAAAAAUCACUGGGUUCCCACAAAAUCCAUUUCCACACACAAAGACUACUGCUCACUACGCCAGCUAGGUUAUCUCAGAGAAGAAAUAAAUGCUAUGAUUGCAAAUGCCGAUGUGUGCGCUACUGACUAUUCUCAGCCUACAACAGAUUGGACGAAUGAUCCGUCUUGGAUUAUGAAUAUGGAAGCAUUCUAUACUGACAAGUCAUCAUCAGGUCGAAGAUCAUCAAAUAAUUCAUCACAAGAUGUAUCCAAAUUAGAAGCUUUGUCUAUGAUGCGUGAUGCUAAACGUCGUCGUCAAAGUUAUCGUGGCAUACAUACAGCAAGAAAAUCAUACACUGAGAUUUUACGUGAAAUCAUAGCACAACAAACUGAAAUAUUGACAGCCGCUCACGGAUCCAUUCAACAAUCUGAAGAUAAAAGAUGUGGUAGUGUGGAAUCAUUUGAAAGUAAUAAAGAAAUUGUCAAACAAAGACAUGGUUCUAAUAAGUACAAUAAACCAACUUCUCCUACUUCCCGACAAAUUCAUCCAUCUGACGAUAGUCGAUAUGGUAAAACAAAUAACUGUAGUGAACAAUCUCGUAGACGACUAGCACGAAGACGUAGAUACAAUUCACCAAAACGAGAUGAUGAUGAUAAUAAUAAACAACAACCAACAUGUCAAUACAGUCCUUCAAGUGCGGAUUACCGCUACAAUAAUAGUAAUGGUCAUUGUGAUGAUGUUGACAAUAAUAAACCAAAAAAAUCUAAAAAGCAUAAAAAACAUUCUAAAUCAAAACAUAAACACAGACAUAAAAGUUAGAAAAAGAAAAAGGAAAAAAACCCACAUUUUCUACCCUGUUUUUGUACUUCUGUCUUUUUAUGUUUUAAUUACUAAAAUUUUGCACUUAAAUCAAUAAAAAGAUAAUUCCUCCUUA